This is a messenger RNA of Debaryomyces fabryi, 2325 nucleotides long. It is a transcript of the gene OPT7, whose product is annotated as Opt7p. Gene Ontology annotation, molecular function: oligopeptide transmembrane transporter activity. Lineage: Eukaryota; Fungi; Ascomycota; Pichiomycetes; Serinales; Debaryomycetaceae. The record is from RefSeq and is a predicted model, not a curated record. The transcript has a single exon. The coding region runs from base 1 to 2325 and encodes 774 amino acids. Gene Ontology annotation, biological process: transmembrane transport.
AUGGGUAAUUCAAACGACGUACAUGCUGAUAACAAAGUAGUGAACGAUCUGAGUGUCAAUGGAUAUCAAACAGAUUCACUUCUUUCUACCUCAAGCUCUCUUACUAAACGAAGUUAUAAAAAAAUCUAUGGUUCCACGGACGAGGAAAAUGUACAUUCAGUACAGUUAGAUAAGGAUGUAUUAGAGUUGCCAAAGGUCGUUCGAGAAUCAGUGCCUCUAGAAGAUGACCCCGACAUACCAGUGAUGACGUUUCGUUAUUUUAUACUAUCUACAAUUUUUAUUGUACCUGGAGCAUUCCUUGAUACCAUGAAUUCGUAUCGUACCACGUCUGCAGUAUAUUCAAUAUUUUUUGUUCAGAUUGUUUCUCAUUGGGCUGGUAAAUGGUUGGCGAAAAGUCUUCCGAAGAGGAAUAUCCAGGUACUUGGUUUUAAAUUCAAUUUAAAUCCAGGUCCUUGGUCCAUAAAAGAAACGGCAAUGAUAACAAUUACUGUUAAUAGUGGUGCUACCGGUAAUUUAGCUACCAAUGCUAUUUCUUUAGCCGAGUUGCAUUUUAAUGAAAAGGUAGAUGCACUGAUUGCUAUACUUUUUAUGUGGGCUAUUGUAUUUAUUGGGUACUCUUAUGCAGCCAUAGCGAAAUCAUUUGUUUUAUAUGAUCCGCAAUUUACAUGGCCUCAAGCUUUAAUGCAAACCACUCUAUUACAGUCACAAGCUAGAUCGGAUAGGGACUCGAAACAUGGUUCUAUGCAAAUGAAAGUAUUCUUCUAUGCGUUAUUUGGGGUCACAAUUUGGGAAUUUCUUCCAGAGUUUGUAUUUCCACUUACAUCAUCGUUGGCCAUACUAUGCUGGAUUGCGCCCUAUAACAAGACUGUUAACUUUAUAGGAUCAGGUAUGGGUGGUAUGGGAGUUUUAAAUUUUUCUUUAGACUGGGCAAAUAUAACAUCGUCUAUUAUGUUGUAUCCAUAUUGGAUCCAAGUGAUUCAAUUUUUGGGAUUCGUUUUGGGUGCAUGGAUUAUGAUUCCGUUGGUAAAAUGGGGAGGAAUCACUUCUUUUAAGCAUGGGCUUAUGUCAAAUUCGCUAUUCUUGAAUAAUGGAACGCGAUAUCCGACUAACGAACUAUUGGCUGAUGAUUUGACGUUGAAUGUAACUGCUUAUAACUAUUACGGCCCUGUUAAUUUGGGAGCGCAGAGAGCAUGGAAUAUGUUUUUUGAUUAUGCUGCUUAUGUUAGUGGUAUAGUCUGGGUUGUUUUGUUUGGAUAUGAUCAAUUGAGAAGCUCUCUAAAUGUUUUGAAAAGUACGUACUCGGCUGAGAAUCAAAAGAGUGGUUUUACUUCUAUUCAUUUACAGUAUACAGAUAAACUAAACAAAUUGCAAGCCAAAUACGAGGAAGUGCCCAUGUUUUGGUAUUUAAUCUUGUUCCUUAUUUCUUUUUCAACACUAAUGUUUAUUUUUUUAUCUGGACAUAUGUUUUUGCCAUGGUGGUGCUGUGUUGUUGCAUUGGGUUUAGGCUCUAUUAUUGUUACCCCUUUAAGCUGGUUGUAUGCAUUAUCGAAUUUCCAAUUAGCCAUUGGAACAUUCAAUGAGCUAUUUUAUGGUUAUAUGGUCCAGAAUAUCAAGUCAAUUCAUCCAGUUAGUGCAGUUGUAUUCGGAGCAAUAUCGGGGAGUGCGUGGUAUAGAGCUCAGUAUCAUUUACUUUGUAUGAGACUUGGGUUCUAUAUUCACUUACCUCCUAAAGCAGUCUUUUUUUCUCAAAUAUACGGAGAAUUUAUUGGUGUUCCAUUUAACUACAUUGCCUUAAGAUGGGUCCUUGAUACUAAAAGAGAAUAUCUUGACGGAACUAAAGAGGACCCUUUGCAUCAAUGGACAGGGCAAACAAUCACAUCUUAUCACACUAAUGCAAUCAAUUAUGUUAUUUUGGGACCACGGAGGCUAUUUUAUCAUUACCCAUUACUACCUUAUGGUUUUCUUCUAGGAGUGAUAGCUCCAGUUGUAUUAUAUAUUUUGCAUAGACGAUAUCCCAAUUCAAGGUUAAGGUUUCAUUUAUGGAAUACUACCGUAUUCUUUUCCACUUUGAGUACAUUCUAUGGUAAUCUUUCGACUGGGUAUGCUUCUAAGUUUAUAGGUGGAACAGCAACAAUGUACUGGGCAUAUAAUUAUAGGCAUUCUUUGUGGAAAUCAUAUAACUACAUUCUAGCUGCUGCAUUUGAUACUGGAUAUAAUCUUGCAGUCUUGAUAAUAUUUUUGUUAUUUUCGUUUGGAAGAACAGUAAGGAUGCCACAUUGGUGGGGCAACAAUGAGCAAAGCGUCGAACGUUGUUUUGCCCUCUAA